Molecule: messenger RNA, 11634 nt
Organism: Babesia ovata
Lineage: Eukaryota; Apicomplexa; Aconoidasida; Piroplasmida; Babesiidae
Exons: 2
Coding region: 1-11634 (3877 amino acids)
Source: RefSeq, a predicted model, not a curated record
AUGUGCCAUUUCACCUCCUUUAAUUACCCUUUAACCUUUUCUCCCACUUUCUUCUCUCACCUUAAUUGUCUCGGACAUUACUCCUUUGAUAACUCUCCUAAGUCCCACUGUCAGUCUCUUGACGCUAAGAUUGCUGAGGCCAAAAAAUCCUUAAAAUCUGAAACUCCUCAAAGUCCUAAUUAUUCCUCCUUAAAUGCCCAAAUUAAGCAGCAUGAAGCCUCUAAAAAAGAGUGCGAAAAAUAUCAUUCCCUUUCUGAGUCUGACAGGACUGCCCAACUCAAGGACAUCCGCUCCAGGAUGGUGUCUCUUGCUGACCUCAGUGUCAAGCUUGGCCAAUUUAUUGGCAAAAAUGAAGCUGUUACUGACGCAAUUAAUAAUGCUAUUAACACUAUUAUUAACAGUGAUGAUGACUUCAAAAGCCUUAAAAACUCUCCGUCUUCGACUGUGCAGUCUGCCCCUGCCGUGUCUGCUGAGCUUAUAGAUGUUGAGAAGCUUAAGGAGAAAAUUCAGCAUUAUGAGAAAGAAAUUGCGUCUCUUGAAUCUAAGAAAAGUGCCCAAAAUCCUCCCCUCUCCUCUGAAGAGUCUCGCCUAUUAUCCUCUUAUGAGUCCAAGAUGGAUGCUCUUCAGAAGCUGAAGAGCCUUAAUGACUCCUUGAAUUCUCUUGGUAAACAAAGUGAUGAUGCUUGUAAAAACCUUUUAACAAACCUGUGCUCUGGCUUGGAGAAGUUCCUUGGUUACCAAGAAACUUCCAAAGGCUACGAUGGCACUGGCAUCGUGUACUCGGACCUUGACAGGCUCUGCGACGGGGUGAUGUCUUUCCUUCAUGGUGUUCUUGAGACUGUAAAAAAUGAUGAUAACGUUACAACUUAUGAUAAAGAUAACAAAAUCAAGAAUCUUCCUUCAAAAAUCAGUAAGUUGAUGCAUAAUGGUUCUCAUGGUUUUUCGCAGGCCAUCACACAAGUCUCCGCGGCGCUGCAGGCGUGGAGCGGUGAGCUCGAGAAGAGGACUGGAGAAGUUACAAGCCUACUUAGCUCACUUAGUAGCGACAUACAAUCACACAAACUCACAAUAGAUGGUACGAAAAAUGAUAGCAUUAGUCUGCAACAUAGCACGUGGAUGGCGGCAGCCUCCAAGUAUUUCACCUAUGCUAACACAGCAAACAACGCACUAUCUAAUUUAGACACUAAUCUUAAGAAUAAAUUAGAAACGCCAGUUGGCAAAAUACAUAGUGUUGUGAGAUUGAUACAUGAGUCAGCGACCAACUUAGAGUUGGACCAGCAGGUUAGGAAGGUGGAUUAUGAGAUGUUGACUAAAAAACAAAAGGUUUUGAGCGAAAUUCAGGAGAAAUCUGAAGAGUUACAAAACAAUUUUACUAAGCACUUACACAGCAUUCGUAGUCAAAUUAAUGAGAUUGAGAAAAAGCGUACUGAGGAUUUGGCAUCCUUGAUGAAGUUGGUUGCCGCAUUGAAAGAGGCUGUAACAAUGGCUGACGAAGCGGCACAGAAGUUGGGCACUGAAUAUCAGAGUAAAAUUGUUGAUAAGUUGAAGGCCAUACAUGAUCAAACGGAGGGCCUUAAUACAGAUAAUAUUGCUAGUGGACUCAGUAGUGUCGUUGCAACGGUGAGUCCGCUGUUGGUGACGCUUAAAGGAAAGUUGGAGGAGAUUGCACAAGCUGCGCAAGAUGUUAAAAACAAUGUGCAGAAUAAUCUGCAGUAUUUCCGGCAAAAUGGUGAUUCGGGUUUGAAUGUUGGUAAUGAGAUUAAGAAGCUUAAGGAUGAGCUAAAUAGGAAGCUGAAAACGUAUGUGACUACGUACGUAGAAAAGGUAAGAUCCUCACUUGAGAGUAUUAGAAAGGGAAUGAUGAUGGUGGAAGCCACGAGAGGCACUAAUUCCCAGCUUCACGCUCAAGCCUCCGAAGCGAAGAACAACAUUGAUGCGCUAGAUAAGCAGCUUAACAAGGGCGCCGGAAAUAUUGGUACAGCAAUUAGUGGAGCUGUCCAAGCCGCUGACGGUGCGCUUGGCCAAGUGGUUUCCGGAGUGAAGGAGGAUCUGAGCAGUCGUGUUCAAGGGCAUAUACAGGACAAGAUUAAAGAGAUUGACAAGGCAAUCCAAAAUAACUUUGGUGGUGGUUACGGUGCUGCUUAUAAAGAUGCGCUUAUCCAAGCAAAGCAAAAAGCAAUAGAUGCCGUUGCAUCGGCCAUCCAAGAGAUUAAAAGUUCAAAGUUCGAAAAACUAUUCUCCGAUUUAGAAAAACAGAUACAGGGUGCAGGCGGAACAGGUGAUACAGCUAAGGAAAAAAUUAAGAAGAUUGAAACAAAGGUCGGAGAGUAUUUCAACAAUGGCGUUGGUAAUACUUCAGAAUUCAAAUUCGACCAUAAAACAGCUUUCGGGGAAUAUAAGUCUAAAAAGGAUGAAGCCGCAACGGCCAUCUCUGGAGUCAUUUCAGACAUUGCGAAGAUGGAAGGAGCCUACCGCGAUGUUGAUGGGCUAGACAGUCAUCUCGGAAUGGCGCUCAGCGGUCCCACGUCUGACUAUGCCUCAGACACGUUAAAGCUCCAGGACAGUGUUGCAAGAAGAGUCAACGAAAAUGUCGAAGCAACAAACACCCAACUGGAAGCGCUUCUCAAGGCAACGGCGGAUAAAGGUGUCGACAUGUUAAAUGCUAAGGUUAACGGCAUCAUUAACAGAGAACUUAAUACUGUACACCCUACGAUAGAAACACAAAUCAAUAGGCUGAACAAAGAUUUGGGCACCCAGCCAAACAAUAUUUAUCAAGCCGUUAAGGAUCUUCAGGAAAGGAUCGAAAGACUCAAAACUCUAGUCAGCACGGUCAAUAAGGACGCUGGCAACAAAAUACAACAGCAGGUAACCUCCGUGAAAGAACAACUUUCUCAGAUAAAGCAGAACGUUAUUGAGAUUAAUGAAAAAACCACAAAGUUUGAUGAAGCUUUAAGCGGCACAAUUGAAACUGCACAAUCCACUGUUAACUCAGCCAGCGAGGAUCUCCGAGCUCAAAUUACCAAUCUGAAUGAAACUCUCACCGAAACUGCCCGAGAGGCCUUUGACACUAUCAAAAACGAAGUGCAGACAAUGAUGUCCAACAGGCAUAAGGCGGAGCUGGAGAAUUUGAGAAAUCUACUUGAGAAGCAGAAAGAAGCAGUAACGAAGCUCAUCGACGCUGACAAAAUAAGCGGUUUGAAAGGGCUAUUUGCCGACAUGAAAAAACAAAUGGAAGAUAAAAUUAAGAAAGCGCUUAAUGAUGAGGGUAACAUAAAAGAGGAGUAUAGAAACGUCAGUGCCCUGUCCAUCUGUCUAAAUAGGUUCUUCACCAACCUCAUGGACUAUAUUAAAGGACAAGUAAAAGAACACAGUGGGCUUACAAGUGACGUGCGGUCUAUUUCCUUGCUUUGUCAUACAUUGUUCGACGAAUUGUACGCUUCGAAACACAUCGAUCACAUCUGUAGUAGAAACCUAGAGAAUCUAAAAGGUAAACUUAGCACAUUCGUGCCCAAGAGUUUUGUUAAUUAUCGCCAUCCCAAGUUGGCCGGAGUCUUGAAAAAUGGAAUGCAGAGAUUUGUUGACGAGUUGCAGAAGCAGUACGUUAACAAGUACGAGGGGUGUCAGCCGAUCACUCAGUGGGUGACUCAGGACAAUGACCAAAGUGCUGACCAAGGAGCCAAGCAAAGUGCUGACCUAACAGACGACCAAAAGGAGAAGUUGACUGUUGAGGGAAGAAAGGGUGCGAGUGUAUGUUUGACGGUUCUCAAGACUCUGUUUCAUGAUCUCGACGAGCUGCGAGAUAGGUGUACUAAAGAUGGCCCGUGUGAUAAAAAACGUAUUUACCUCUAUGAGCCAGCCCCUAAAAAUAUGAAGCGGGACGAUAACCAACUGGGUCACUGGUUCCAGCGUCGUGGUUACGGGGUGAGUAAGGAGAAGAAUGGACACGAGGGCCACUUGAGAAAUGAAGACAAUUUCACUGGACAGAACAUUCAUACCCUGAUCGAGGAACAGAAUAUUGUUCGACGUCCAUUCACAGACGAUGAUGCUUUGAGCCACGGAAUAAUUGUCCGAUUACAUGAUUACAUAUCAACUUAUUACCAAUUGUGUCACAUAACUCUACACGACUCACCUAAAUAUCCCUGCUCGGUAAGAGACAUGCUAUCAUGGAUGUCCGGCCUGCCGUAUAGAGCAGUGUAUACACAAAUCCCUGCCCACUGUAAGAGAUUGCUCAACGAUGAAGACAAGUCAACUGGCAAAUUCCCGAAUAGGGAGGAUGCCGUGCUUAGUAAAACAUUGGCAUACGGCCUAGUGGACAAUCUAUCUCAUACAUGUAGAAAAUCUCUCGAUGUACUAGUAACCAUAUGUGGAAAUGGGCGUGGUUUCGAGCAGGCCGAUUAUCCUUACACGUGUAAUUUCAUGGACAAUUCGCGAGGGUUCCACUAUCCCGAAAAUGUUCCCGGCCUAUUCGAUAUGCUCACUGACGUAUGCAGACGUUUGUUACGUUCACUAAACCAUUUACGUACACGGUGCCUAUAUGGUGCAUCCACAGGUAACGGCUGGGCGGAAUGUUCAUAUGGCCGUGACGUUUCCGGUUACCAGUGGAACUGUAACACUAACCAAUGCCCCAACCAAACGUGUCCCCAAAAGCACAACCAAAGUGCUAAGCAAACACCUAACCAAAAGUGCAACCAACACCCUAAGUGCGGUGUUAAGUCGCCACUUCAAUCUCACCUAAUGGACCAGUUACCUGGUUGCCUGCCUCAUAAAUUGGUAUCUGUUGGCUGUUCAUCUCAAUGUUCCACAUGUCCUAAGACGUCGGCUGGACAGCAAUGCCUAACGCCAAUGGGUUUCUGGGAUUUGCCCAAUUCUGCUUCUAAAAUGAGAAGCGGCAAGGAGCUGUCCGACAUGCUCGCCUAUUUUUGCAAAGAUGCCGACUCACCACUGUGCGCCCUGCUCCAUUGCUUGCAAUGCGUGAAGCCGUCGCCACCUACAACUUUGGCUGACAUGUUUGCGUUAUACUGUCAACUAUCUAGAUCAUGGCGGCCGAGUGGGUACAUUGAUGACUCUAGUUUCACAAAUCUUUUGAGCACUCAGACCAUAACAAAUUCGUUCCCAUUGAAGGAGUGGUUUCAUGGUGAUUUUACUAACGCCGAUGUUACUGCUGCCUUAAUACAAUUGUAUCACUCCGACAAUGAUCACAAGAGUGCGUCCGCAAAAGGCGCUGACACAACCACAGUCACCCACUCGGACUUAGCUAGUCUGACCGGGCGCUCUAUGUGCAUGAAUUCACUCACCUGCGCUCCCUAUCUACGGCCUGUCUGCCUCAAUGCGUAUCAUACAUAUCCAAAGAAACACGCCAAGCUAUAUCUCUCUUGGUUCACAUACUUGGCAUGGAGAUUCUGGAAACUGCUUCAGGAAUUGCUAGACGCAUUCCAGCAGAUCAGCUGCAAAAAUAACGGCUGCGUCAACUGUGCCUGUAGGGCUGGAAAACAUGGCGAAGACGGUGCCUGUAAAUGUAUGUCCGUUGUUCAUUGUGGAAGCGUCCUGUCAACAAUGUACCGAUAUGGAUUCACAUUCGCUCAGACCAAGAAACUCAUUGAAAAUCAGAAGGAAAAAUCAUGUUCACAUUUUAGAACUCAGCUAGAGAAAGUUGUAACAUCGGCGCAUUUUACAAAACUCUUCCGAUCUAUUGACGAAUUUAUGUGCGCCAUCAGAUGGCCAUUCAUGAAUACAUUGUUAGCCCUCUGGUCGCUGUCGCUCCUGUACCUGCUGCACGUCUCAGUCGUCCGCCUCGACGUCCUGAGGAUACGCUCACACCUGAGAUCACCCGCAAGCCACCGCAUCGCCGCGCAGUCCCUCCUCGCCGCCGCACGCGUCAGGGCACUCGCCAACGUCAAGGGGGAAACCUUAGAUGACAUUGAUGCCCGCCGUAUCUCUCUUGGUCAGCUUGCUGGACAGCUUUCGGGUUUUAUUGGCAGUGGACAGGAAGUUAAAGAUGCAAUUUUGAAUGGUUUGCACAGUAACGUAAGUCAGCUUGAAAAGCUUUUGGAAACAUCUUGCGAAGAUAAGGGGUGUUGUAAGGAAGCCGGUGAGGCAAUUAAAAAGCUUAAUGAAGUCAAUGAGAGCCUUAAAAAACACCUUAAAGUGGAACAAAAAACCUCUAAAAAUCUUGCUAAAAUCCUUUCUAAGUGCAAGUUAAAUGGUCCGAAUGAUCCCUUAAAUAAGCUUAAUAAGGAAAUUACUGAGAAAAUUCAGAAGCUUGAAAAAGAAAUUGAGAGCCUUAAAAAUGACAAUUAUGAUGAUAAUAAAAGUAAAAAUGCCUCUGAAAUUGACAAGCUUAAUAAGGAUCUUCAGUCUCAUAAUGCAUCCUUGAAUUCUCUCGAGACACUGAAAGAGCUUUGUGGAUAUGCUGAGAAAAUUAAUCAAAAUCACGUUGACGAACAAAGUUGUAAAAAUUUUUUAGAGAGUCUUUGUACAGGCCUCGAAAAAUUUCUCGGCUACCAGAAUGGUAAUUACACCGGAGAGGGAAUUGUGUACUCGGACCUGGACAGGCUCUGCGACGGGGUGAUGUCUUUCCUUCAUGGAGUUCUUGGUAACAUUAAGCCUAAAUUAGGCCAGCAUAAAGACACUUUAAAUAGCGCACUUAACUCACUUAAAAGCACAAAUCUUAAUGGUAUUGCUAAAUACAGGGCGGCGAUAGCCGCGGUGGCCGAGGGGGUACAUGAGUAUAAUGAGAGAGUGGCAGCGUCGAAUGAGAGUGUUAGUGAUGUAAUUACUGCAUUGCGUGAUAGUGUUGAUGAUAAAUUUGUACGCACUGUAGAUGCAGUCUUACAAGAAAGGCGUGAUGCAAGAGGUAAUAUAAUAGAUCACGCUGAGCGUGACGUCACCAAUGCCGAAAGGCUAAUUAAUGACAAACUUCAGCAAUGCCAACAAAAUGCUACGACAUUCAUCACUAAUUUAGACGUUAGUGACACAUCACGUAGCCCACAUAAAGAAUCAAUCACUGACCUAAAUGCUAAUUUAAAAGAUAAGCUUGAGAGCGUGCGUAGGACUGUAGCGUAUGAGAGUGAGCGGUUGGGGGAGGUGAAGGGGCAAGAAGGGAAGGUGUUUGAGGCGAGUAAAGUGGAGAUAAAGAGGGUGUUGGAAGCGAUGAAAUGCAGUGUGGAUAAAAGUGUUAGUGCUGACAUAACAAGAAUUCUGGGUGAGUUGAGGGAGAGAGUUCAGAAGAUAUUGGAGGCGCUUAAGCAAGUGAGUAAAAACCUUGGGCAGUAUGUCAUAGAGUUGGAAAGUUGGAUUGGUGACACUCAGAAGUUUAUUGACGGGAUCAAGAAUAAGGGUUUAGAUAAUAUAUUAAAUGAAGUGAACGACAGUCUUACAAGUAAGAAGCUUGACAUCAAAGACGCCGUGGACAAGGACCUUAAAAACUGGAAAGGCAAGCUGGAGGGUUAUAUUCAGCAGCUGACGCAGUUGACUGGAGAAGUUGAUGCGAAGGUUACGGCGCUUGCUUCAAAGUUUCCUAAAAAUGCCGGCGUGUCAAACAAUUUGAAUGAGAUUUUCACUGAGAUACAAAGUAAGGUUGGCGUGAUUAAGCAUGGAGUGUUAGAGGGACCCGUAAGUAUAAAUCAAUAUUGGAGCAGUAUUAAGACGGAUGUUCCGAACUUCAUGGAUGGGCUUUAUAAGGAGGUGAAGUCAAUUGGGAAAUCCGGACACCUAUAUCAGGUUGAGGAGAAGACCAAACAAUAUGUUGCAUUGUUCAAGGAUGGAGUAAAUAAUGGAUUAGAAGUUGUAGUUACAAACUGGAUAAAAGAAAUAUUGGACGCAAAUAUCGUGGCUAAAGUGUGGAUUAAUGGUUAUUUUGCGGUUUUGAACAAAAAUCGCCAAUACGUUACUUUUAAGCCAAAAUAUGAUGCGUGGCAGGAUGGAGAUAACACAGAUAAAACAGCUGGACUGGCCGAAGCAAUCAAGAAUAAGCUUAAGAGCGAGCUUGGAGUCGAAAUGAUUAAUGCCAAAGUUGUCCUAACCCGAGGUGAUGCGGUCGAAAGUGUUCAAGCAAAUGUCGACGCAGUCUACAAUUGUAUCAAUGGAUUUGCAGAAGCGCUCAGGACAAAACUUGAUUCUCAUAAGUAUACACCUUUUAGACAGCAAAUAGAGCAGACCAUUGAGCAAGAGGUAACGAUGCACCUAACGCAUACGUCAAAUAUUCCCGAUCUCACAGCUGCCGCUGAUGCCAUCCUAUCGGCGCUCCAUGGCAUGGCCAGUCAAGUAGCUCAACAAUUCAAGUCGUUAACCGGCGCGUCCCAAUCGCCAAACCUCGGCAAGCACUUGGAUGACGCUAUAGGGAAAGUAAAACAUUUUCGCACGCAGUUUGACAAUCCUCGCGUACAAAUUGAUGCGAAUUUGCAGCGCUUGGAGGAACCAAUUACAUAUCUCUCUGGCAACCUCCAAAAUGCACUUCAAGAUCCCACCCAAACCAACCACGCCGCCAACCUGGACCAGGCGAUCACAGACGUAAAGGACAGAGUCGCCGAAGUAGCCGCCAACGCAAUCCCGCAGAAGCUGGACGACGCUGCUCAAAAAAUCAAACAACAUCUCGAAACGCUUGCCGAUGCAGUUUCUAGAACCACCAAUGAUGUGAGGCUGAAACUUGCUGAGUUGCAAAAUGAGAAGAUCGGUAACGCUUCGAGAACCGGUGACGUUAAAGCAAAUACAUUGCAAGAUCUUCGACGGAAACUUAAUGAACUUCACAAAAGUCUGGAGUCUGAUCCCAUUAAAAACGCCGAUGAGUUUAUAAAAUACGUCACUGCUGCCGAAACUCAUUACAUCAGCGAACUCAAAAGCCAUACCAAAAAGGCAGCGGAAGAUGCGUGCAACAAACUCACCACCCACGCGCGCAGGCAGUACGUCGAGGCCCUCAAGUUCGCGCUCCAGCAGUUCGCCGACAAGGUGACGGGGGAGCUGGAAGAGUUGCCGGGGAUGAUUGACAACGACAAGCACAUCGGCCUGAAAGGCUUCAUGGAGGCCUUUUAUGGCAAUGACUCCGGCGACAAUAUUAACAAGCUUAACAACCACAGUGAUCUCCGGACAGUCUGCCACAGCUUCGAAAAAUUCCUCGGGCCCCUCAACACAUAUAUCAGCAGGGAAAUAGAUCGCGUUAAGGAGGAGGAACACAAGAAAAAUCCUUCGCUUCAGAAACCUCAAGACCCAUAUAGCAAACAACUUAAUAAAGUUUACUCCUCACUUAGCACGCUAAUUACUCAUAUUUACACUAAAAAUAAAUAUGAUAGUAACUUACCCACUAAGCUUGCUGAACUCACUGCCACAGUCGUCGACCUGAAACUAGACGGCUUCCCCAACCCGGUCACAGAAAUGCUGGGCGGCAUCUCCGGCGGCUGUCGGGAGUUGGUAGAUGUGCUUGGCAACGUGUACAUCUCCAGGUACGACGGAGCUGCGCCCGUUACUUGGGAAGGCAAAAAAGCCGGUGAAAUAUCACAGGAAGGCAAAAAUUGUGGCAAAGUAUUCUUGUCUUGCGUGACUGUGUUCGUUGAUGAAUUGCAUCACUUGUUCUUUAAUGGCGGUAAAACGUGGGCGUCACUUAAAAUUGACGGCAGUGGCAGCGGAAAGGACAGAUCGCACUUGAAAAGAUAUCUGAUGGAAGAAGGCUUCGAAAUUAAAAACCUUGUCACCAAGGAAAACACCGGCAAAGACGUUGCCUUACGAUUGAGUAGAGGCUUUACGCGUUACAAGACCUUCAACAAGGACCCAAAUGAAUUGGAAUCCGUCCUUGAAUGCUUCAAGUAUUUCAAGCAAAAUGGAGGUCUUUUAUCAAGACUCUUCGAUCACCUCCACGACUAUUACAACGUUUGUCACCUACCAUCUUCCUCCACUAAGACACCGACCACUGUGCACCAGAUGCUCACAUGGCUUACUGGCCUACCACACAACCCAGUUUAUCACAAGUUAGCGUUUGACGGUUUCAGUGGCUUAUUUGAAAAGUCUGAAAAGGCAUCUACAAACAACACCGAUGUAGAUGGUAUCACUUUUGAAGAGGAGGACGCCGACUCCCUGCCAGCAUACCCACACAAUAUUACAGCUGCAGCACUAGCCGACAUACUCACCGAAGUUUGUUCGCAAGCAGAAACAGUAUUGAUUGCUAUACAAGGUCAUGGUCACGCCGACGGUGUCUACACCUGUGAUCAUUCCAACAACACCCUUAACCUAGCAUAUCCUAGCAGCGCUGGUGCCUGCUUAGGCAUGCUCGCAGAUAUAUUGCGCAGACUAUUCUAUCAACUUUAUUUCUUGUAUACACAGUGUUCACACAAUACCGAUUACAGCGGCUGGUACAAUUGCUCGUACGGUCAGGGUGUCGGUAACUCUGGAUGGCAAUGCAAUGACAACCUAUGCCCUAACCAACAGUGUAACCUAAGACCUGACCAAAGUACUAGCCAAAAGUGUAAGCAACAUCCCAAGUGCGGUGUAAAAUCGCCACUUCAGUCGUACCUUGAAGAUAGCCUCCCCGGCUUCCUGCCACAUUCAUUUUCCAAUGUUGGCUGCGGAGUGAAAUGCUCAGUUGGCAAUCACCACGGCAAACCGUGUCUAACUCCAAUGGGUUUUAACGAUAUUAGUAUUAAAGCUUCACAUACAAAGAAGGGUAUGUAUCUCCAAAAGGUGCUUGAGAAAUUCUGUGGCAAAGCAGAGAGCCCACUCACCAAGCUCUGUAGCCAGCUAAAUUGUCUCUCGCCUACCGCUCCAAAAACACUAGGCGAUAUGUUUAGUUUCUAUCACAAUUUCCUUAAUGAGUGGAACACCAAGACGGAGCAUAAGCGAGACGCGUUUGCAGCGGCAGUUAAUAAAGCCAAUUUCGAGAAGCGAUACAAAAAUUUCGAUCCGGCUAUAAUGUUCGGUAGCCCUAAGCAUUCACAUAAACAAAUGAAUGCCGACCUCGGCAGCCUUGUCUGUAACUCGAGAACGACGCAAACGUGCGGUCCGUAUUUGCAGUCGAUUAAUCAUGACGUUAUCGGCACAUUCUCCAAGAAUCACGCCGCCAAAUACCUUUCAUGGAUCGUAUACGCUACAGAAACAUUUUAUGACCUGCUCAAAAAAUUAUAUGAUGAUUGUUGUGGUACGUGUGGCGGAGACUAUCCAAAAUGCCGUGUUGCUCGUGGUCAACAUACUUGUAAUGCUGCCAAUCAGCAAGGCUCCGACAAUGACAGUGACACAUGUACCUCAAUAGUUAGGUGCCAGCAUACACGUCCGACAUUAUACAAAUAUGGCUUCGUACAUAAUGACGUAGUAAGCCUUGCCGGUAAAAAAAGUAAGAAAUCAUGUAAGGAUUUCUGUGACGCAUUGAAAAAAGUUCUUAACAAGGAAGAAAAAAUAGGAGCAACGCUUGCGGAAUUAAUUUAUAAAACAAUUCCUGAAUUCUUAUUCAAAAUUCGUGAACCCUUCAUAUGGACAUUGUUAGCCCUCUGGUCGCUGUCGCUCCUGUACCUGCUGCACAUCACCGUCGUCCGCCUCGACGUCCUGAGGAUACGCUCCCACCUGAGAUCACCCGCAAGCCACCGCAUCGCCGCGCAGUCGCUGCUCGCCGCCGCACGCGUCAGGGCACUCGCCAACGUCAAGUACUUCUCACCGUAA